AUGAAGGCCCAGAGUUGGUUAGUGACGGUAUUGUGUGUACUUCUGUGGCUGGGCACAACGCUUCACGCUCAACCCCAACCUACCAAGGAGACAGGGCAGGACGUCCGGGAACGGAGGCCGAGACAACAACUGUUCUACUCCCUGUGCGGUCGAGGACGCCACAUCUGUUUCACCGACGGUUGGUGCGCGAAAAGGAAGGAGUGCGACAAGAAGAAGAAAGGGAUCAAGCGGCACAUGAAUGAACGGUACGAGAACCCGCCGGACUACGAGGCCGAAGUCAUGUGCUACACAAAAAACAACGUGCACCGCUGCGUUCUGAGCGUCAUGAGUUAGACAACGUAACUUGAAAGUUCAUCUGUGUUGGUAGAAGUCUUCAAUGGAUCAAAGUUUAACUAUUAUUUCCAGCACAAAAAUUGGACUUAACCCAAUUUUCGACUGUCCAAUUGCAGUCUUUGUCAAGGAAUGAGCGUUCCUGCAACUUAUGAUCCACUGCUCAUCGAGUCACGUGUGCUAUCUAAGUAACGUGACGUCACCGAAGCAAGGAAUUGUCCAUUCCUUGGCAAAGACUAAAG
Molecule: messenger RNA, 572 nt
Organism: Branchiostoma floridae (Florida lancelet)
Lineage: Eukaryota; Metazoa; Chordata; Leptocardii; Amphioxiformes; Branchiostomatidae
Exons: 3
Coding region: 1-333 (110 amino acids)
Source: RefSeq, a predicted model, not a curated record